Talaromyces atroroseus is the source of this 1740-nucleotide messenger RNA. RefSeq lists its product as hypothetical. Gene Ontology annotation, biological process: regulation of transcription by RNA polymerase II. The coding region runs from base 1 to 1740 and encodes 579 amino acids. The record is from RefSeq and is a predicted model, not a curated record. The transcript is spliced from 2 exons. Lineage: Eukaryota; Fungi; Ascomycota; Eurotiomycetes; Eurotiales; Trichocomaceae.
AUGCACGACCUGAAAGCGGAAAGUCUCCACGCCGUGGUUGACAUGGGCAGCAAUGGCAUACGAUUCUCCAUCUCCAACCUCGCGGAACCUACUGCGAGGAUUAUGCCCACCGUGUUCCAAGACCGAGCAGGCAUCUCACUAUACGACGCUCAAUUCUCAACAGCCGACGGCGAGCGUGGCCCGAUUUCGACAACAGUUAUCGACCAAGUAAUCUCACGACUGCUACGUUUCAAGAGCACCUGUGAGGACUUUGAAGUCCUGGAGGAGAAUAUCCACAUCCUAGCUACGGAGGCUACGCGAACCGCACCCAACUCCAAGGAAUUCCUCGAUAUAAUCAAACAGCGCACCGGAUGGGAUGUAAGACUGCUUUCGAAAGCAGAGGAGGGCCGCAUUGGAGCUUUGGGUGUUGCCAGUAGCUUUGCAGGCGUACAGGGCUUGGUCAUGGAUCUUGGUGGUGGCAGCACACAGCUCACAUGGAUGAUUGCUCGGGAUGGAGACGUGACGACGAGCCCCCGCGGGUCAGUCAGCUUUCCUUACGGGGCCGCAGCGCUUACAAGAAGGCUACAGGAUGCUCGAAGCAAAGGCAAAAGAGCGGAAGAUGACUUGAUUACAGAGAUGAAGGAUAAUUUCCGGAAUGCGUAUCAGUCUCUUGAUGUUCCUGAGGAUCUAGAGCAGGCUGCUCAGACACAAGGCGGAUUUGAUCUCUAUUUAUCUGGAGGAGGAUUUCGGGGAUGGGGAUAUCUACUUAUGAGCCGAUCUAGGUUGACUCCAUACCCGAUUCCAAUCAUCAAUGGAUUCGAAGCAGUGCCGAUUGAUUUUCAGGACACGGCAACUGUUAUGAGAACUGCUGCAGAAUCGGAAGAAAAGAAAAUAUUCCGUGUAUCUAAAAGACGAACAUCACAGGUCCCUGCUGUAGCGCUGCUUGUAAGAGUUCUGACAGAGAGUCUUCCUACAAUUCGGUCUGUGAGAUUCUGUCAAGGAGGUGUUCGCGAAGGCUUUCUUUUCGAUGGACUAAGGACUGAAAUUCGAAGACAAGAUCCCCUUAUUGUCGCCACUAUACCCUAUGCAAUGACUUCCGCGGAUAUCAUUUACGGGCUUCUUAGAUCUUCACUUCCUCAAACUCUAUCGCCUAUACAUUCUCGAUACGUUCCACACGCAUUUUCUCCAAGUCUACUACAUGCUGUGAGCAAUCUACUCUUUAUUCACGCAUCCGUGCCCAGGGAAACCAGACCAGCUGCCGGGCUUUACAGCACCACGACGGGAGUUUUAGCCUCUGCCAACAGCAUCGCACACAAAGACCGGGCAAUCAUCGCAUUGAUACUUUCUGAACGGUGGCCUGGAGAUCUGGCGCCAGUUGAAGAGUCUUUUCAACAUCGUCUUCGGCAGUUUGUGUCUCCUGAAGAGGCCUGGUGGUCUCAGUACCUUGGCCGCGUAGCUUCGUUAGUAGGAGACGUGUAUCCGGCCGGGCGUGUAGCCCCUGGCAUAUCACGUAUUCGUUUUGCCACGACAUGGGAACAAGUAUACAAAAAGAAGCAGGGUACGACUGACUCUCUGUGCCUGAAAUUUACAUUGAAUGAGGACUCGAGACAGACGGUCACGAAGGAAGCCCUCCUUGACCGCGUCGCUCAGAUCGAGAAGUGCGGGAAGAUGAAAAACUGGAUUAAGGCAGAGGACAGGAUACGAGCAGAUGAGAGACACGCCCGAGACUACGGGGUGAGCAUCGAAGUUGAGCUCGCUUGA